Messenger RNA from Drosophila obscura, 530 nucleotides. Its product is annotated as transcription elongation factor 1 homolog. The record is from RefSeq and is a predicted model, not a curated record. Gene Ontology annotation, cellular component: transcription elongation factor complex. The transcript is spliced from 2 exons. NCBI's taxonomy places the organism in Eukaryota, Metazoa, Arthropoda, Insecta, Diptera, Drosophilidae. Gene Ontology annotation, molecular function: RNA polymerase II complex binding. Gene Ontology annotation, biological process: transcription elongation by RNA polymerase II. Bases 34 to 282 code for a protein of 82 amino acids.
UUAAACCAACUUUGUUUUUAUACUUUGUUGACGAUGGGGCGAAGGAAAUCUAAGAGAAAGCCGCCACCAAAAAGGAAAAAUAUAGAACCACUUGACCAGCAAUUUAACUGUCCGUUCUGCAACCAUGAAAAGUCCUGUGAAGUGAAAAUGGAUAAAGGAAGAAACACAGCGAAAAUAACUUGUCGAGUGUGUUUGGAAGACUUUCAAACUGGAAUUAAUUUUUUAUCAGAGCCAAUUGAUGUUUAUAAUGAUUGGGUAGAUGCAUGCGAAACGGCCAAUUAAUUUCAAUAGCUCAAAUUAAAUUUAAACAAUAAUUGAACAAAAUGACAUUAUAUUUAGAAAAGUUUGUUUCUCCUAGGAUGUUAGGAAUAAACAGUAGAAUAAAAUAUUUUAUUGAGAUAUAAAUAAAAACGAUCCAAUUCAAUAACUUGUAUCGGCGAUGUACCAUUAAGAUAAUUAAGGUAAGCGAAAUGAAAUACGAACUGUAGUAAAACAAAUAAAAAAAAAUAUUCCAAUUCUGAACACCUUAA